Messenger RNA from Gadus chalcogrammus (walleye pollock), 1141 nucleotides. RefSeq lists its product as uncharacterized. The transcript has 2 exons. NCBI's taxonomy places the organism in Eukaryota, Metazoa, Chordata, Actinopteri, Gadiformes, Gadidae. The record is from RefSeq and is a predicted model, not a curated record. The coding region runs from base 113 to 1048 and encodes 311 amino acids.
UUUCCUCGCCGGAGCUCCGUCUGCAUCAACCACGGUGGUGGUUUCCUGCCCCUGCGACGAUCAACAAGCUACUUUCAGCUGUCGCCGCAUCACACCUGCAACCAUUACAGCUAUGGCAGAUAAGUUAACUAGUUCACUUGCACCUCUCUGUAACUAUAGUGGUUCUGUGGAGUGUCUUACUGAUGACCUCAACAUUGCCUUGUCUGUUGCCAUUGAUUCAGUUGCUCCGCACGUAACUAAAAAACGAACAUUGAAAAAACCAGCUCCUUGGUUUAAUGCAGAAACGCGCAUUUUGAAACGAAACUGCAGGAUCCUUGAACGUAAAUGGCGCUCGGCUAAACUUGAGGUCUUUCAUCUUGCUUGGCAUAAUAGUCUGAUCACCUAUAAGGGUGCGCUGACUAUUGCCAGGAACGCCUACUAUUCUAGUAUCAUUAAUUUGAAUAGAAAUAAUCCUAAGUUUCUUUUUGACACGGUGAGGAGUCUCACUCAGAAACAGAAUCAGACCGUAGGCUCCUCGAUCGUGGCAGGUGAAUUCAUGGAUUUCUUUGAGAAUAAGAUUCAAUCAAUUAGAGAGGAAAUUGAUGCUUGCCGUGCGGCUAAUCCUACACAUCCUGUGGGGCAGGAUGGGGUUCUCCCAAGUAGGAUGGUGAACUCUGACGCAACUCUUUUGGAGUUUAAGGCAAUUUCUUUGGUGGAACUUGAAAGGGUGAUAAAGGCCUCAAAGCCAACAACUUGUAAGUUGGAUCCUCUCCCUUCCAGGGUUCUUAAGGAACUUCUUCCAACGGUGGGGCCUGUUAUCCUCUCGCUUAUGAAUCUUUCGUUUUCAACGGGAAUUGUUCCCUCCAAUUUCAAGGCUGCGGUGUUAAAACCGCUACUCAAAAAGCCUGGCCUAGAUCCUGAAUUAAUCAGGAACUAUCGGCCUAUAUCGAAUCUGCCCUUCCUGUCCAAGGUACAGGAAAGGAUUGUAGCGAAGCAAAUUGUUGAUUAUCUGACCAGGAAUAAUCUCUUCGAACCUUUCCAGUCGGGGUACGGCUCUUGGUUGGCUUGAAUCGUACCUCACUGAUAGAACCCAAUUUGUGCUUCAUGAGGGUGCAGAAUCAAAGCGCGGUAAAUUGCGCUUUGGCGUACCACAAGGGUCGGU